GCGUCCCUUGCCGAGAAAAUGACAGACAAGCAACUAAAACAAUGGCGAAAGGAGCAAAAGGACCGAGACAGGGUGGCUUUAGACCACAGCCAAAUCGCCCCCGACGCUACACUCGAAUCUACAGAUUCCUUGCAACGAUGGAUGCUUGCUCUUGACAAGAUUGCCGUCCAACAGGUCCCUGCGCAGGAGCGUACGCGAUGGACCCUCGACCUCGAGAAGAUUCUGGAUAACGAAGUAGCGGCAACGCAGGGAGGCCAGAUCGAGAAACCAGAUUCGGUUGGUAGCACUGCGGGUCGUGAUGAUCGUGCUGGACAUGCGGAUGUGAAUGCGUAUGCGAAUGGGUUUCGGGGGAAGGAAGGAAAGCAUGACCAGCAGCAGCAAAACCACCACCACAAGCAACAUCAGGAGAAACAGCGAUCCAGAAAACCCUAUCAGAGACGCAAACAGGACGGUUUCACCAAUAAUCCUACCCGUGCUCCGCGUAAACGCAACAAAGGUCGCCGCGCAGAGAAACGCGUACGUGACGCUACUGCUGCUGCUGCUGCUGCUGCUGCUGAUGCUGCUGAUGCCGCUGAUGCUGCUGAUGCCGCUGAUGCUGCUGAUGCACUUCCCUUCAAGAAUACCCCCCAAACCACUGAAGCAACUGCUGAUAAGAAAAAAUAAAGCAGCAGCACCAAAACACGAAGACAUCUAGCGAUCAAGCAAUCCCAUCGACCGCUGAGCGUACUAAAUACAACGAUGAUAGGCAUCUGGACCCAUACUGGCUUGAUCUGCUGGCGCAUGCCCAAUCGCCCGCGGCGCUCUAUACGGCUGAGAGUAUUUACGAGUCUUUCAUGGAGUUUAAGAGGAGGUGUUGAUUCGGACCUGAUCUCUUGCUGGGUGGCAUUGGGAGAGUUAGGGUGGUUAGAUGGUCGGUGUUUCUGGCUUUCUUUUUUCUUUUUCUUCUACGGCAAUGGGGUUUUAUGAAGAGCUGCUGCUUAUGACUUUUUUGUGCCUAUCUUGACUUUCUUUAGUAGUGGACUGAGUUAUAUGGGUUUUGGAGCAUACAUAAAUUUGUGUGGAGUCGUACGAUACAAGUUAGUAUCUCAAUAUACACCUGUCCUAGUGAAACAUGUACAUUGCGUUGAGGAAUAAAUCCAUUCCCUGUAGAUGAUCAUCGUUUCCCGUUGCAUCUAGUGAAGUAGCUAAACUAGUAAAACUUGUCCAUGACCUCAGACAGUGACAUGAUGGAAACAUGAUCACCGAGUUAUAUUGAUUCUUGCUCGUCGC
Molecule: messenger RNA, 1269 nt
Organism: Periconia digitata
Lineage: Eukaryota; Fungi; Ascomycota; Dothideomycetes; Pleosporales; Periconiaceae
Source: the annotation of a GenBank genome assembly